CGAAGAUCGAUAGAUCCAUCCGUUGCAAGUUUUAGCAUCAUUGAUUGACAAAGCUCGAGAUCUCGGUUUGACGACAAGGGCAGCAGACUGUCUACCAUAAAAAGCACACUUCUAUCACUUAAAUUCUAUUGUAUUGCUUCUGGUAAGAUGCCCAAAGCUCCCAACAAGUCAAGAAAGCCGGUGAGCUCUUCUCUCUCUGCGGGAUCAACUACUAGUACCGGUACCGGUAGUACAAGUACAAGUGCUGAUGCAGCGGGAUCACCUGGAACGUCAGCAAGAGCCAGUGCCAGUACUUCUUCCCAAGUGUUCCUGGUGGCAAUCUUUGUAUCUUCCUUGUUUUCCUUGGGCCUGAACAUUUACCUGUCCACCAAGUUGGGCAUGCUGGGAGCUCUAGAUACCUUGAAUCUCCAGACAGACUUGAAACAAGCAUUUCUGCAGCCACGCCAAAAACCAGGAGAAAAUCAAAUCUUGACUGCAGCAGAGGCUCAUGGGGCACAGGCUGCCCAACAACAGCAACAGCAACAGCAACAACAACACAAUUUGGCAGGAUUGCAAUGCGAUGCUUAUGGGGGACCUUCCGCUGAAGCAGCACAAGAAAUGGUCUACUGGGAAGAUAUUCCCUCAGAUGCCAAGUACAUCAGUCCCUUCAAAAGCAAAGAUGAAACACAAUACCUCACAUUUGAACCUGAUGAAGGAGGUUGGAACAAUAUCAGAAUGAACAUGGAAACUGUUCUCGCACUUGCCUUUGCCAUGGGAAGAACAUUGGUACUGCCACCGGAAAAGGAAUUCUACUUGUUGUCAAAAACAAAGGCAGAACACGGAGGAGAACAAAAGAAAACAUUUUCAUUCUCACAUUUCUUUCACAUGGAAUCCAUACACAACGAACAUCAGGGACUUGAUAUCAUCACCAUGACACAAUUUCUAGAAACUGUGGCAAUGAAGGGAAAAAUGCGGGAUCGAUAUGAAAACAACAAAGUCAGAUUCCCACCCUACAACCGCACUAACUGGGACGGGGCUGAUCGAAAAGAAAUCAAGCAACUCUAUGCCUACCUCAGAGAAGCUAGUCAUACCGUUGUAUGGACACCCGAAGAGUGCAUGGCAGCUUUCCCAAAAUCACCAAAAAAGAAGGACGAAAUGGAAUUGCAUGACAUGGCACAACACAUGCUAGACGAAGAAGGGGUCCCCCGAUGGGAGCAGUAUGUAGGAAAACCCACUCCCGUCAAUGCUACAACACUUCUGAGACUCAAGGAAAAUUGGGCUCAACGCAAAAAGCUUUGCAUUUACAACGAUAUUGUACAACAACAACUUUCAGUGCACUUUCCAACCGAUCCAAAAUUGAAUGCACGACUGCUUGUCCACUUUUAUGCAUUCAUUUUCUUUCAAGAUUGGAGACAUGAUCUAUGGAUGAAACGAUUCAUUCGAGAUCAUGUCCGCUACGUUGAUGAAAUACAAUGUGCCGCUGCAAGAGUCGUGGAGGCCCUCCGGAAACGAGCUAGACAGCGCAACCCCAAAAACGUCAAGGGCGAGUUUGAUUCCUUUCACGUGCGACGGGGAGACUUUCAGUACAAGGUUACUCGUGUUGAAGCUGACGUCAUGUAUCGGAUGGCAAAGGAAAAAUUAACCGAAGGAGAUAUUCUGUACAUUGCAACUGAUGAGCGAGAUAAAGAAUUCUUCAAGCCGCUCAUGGAACACUAUGAUGUUGUAUUUUUGGAUGACAUGAUUGAUGCCGUGGGCAAACAAGUGAACACGAAUCUUUACGGUAUGCUGGACCAACUAAUUGCCUCUCGAGGGAGAGUCUUCUUUGGGUGUUGGUUUUCAACAUUUACAGCAUACAUCAAUCGACUUCGAGGAUAUCAUGCCGACAAUCAUGAAGAACCAGGAUAUGAGCAAGGAAUCGUCAAUUCUUGGUACUAUGCACUGGAGGAUAGAUAUGAUCACAUGCAACAGUUCUACCCAGUCAAACAGGCUUUCUAUGCUCGAGAAUUCCCCGCGGCAUGGAGACUCAUUGAUACAAGUAUGGGUGACCUUGGUAUUGAUCAAACCACUCAAUCCAGUUAGUUUUGUAGUGACGAUGUGGAUCCAAACUAGCCAAGCAAAGCCGGGAAAAGUUGGAGCACAUCGAAUUGGCUUUCCUGCAGAAAACCCGAAAGCAGCAUCACUUUGCUCGUUCCAUUGAUGGACAAUCAGACUGUCCUGGCUAGGCUACUUGAGCUCCCGAGCAGUGCUGUCCUUCCCUCGGCGGCUUUCUGCUAAAACGCUGGACGUAAACGUGAAAACCGGCAUUCCUUGCAGCUCGAUCCGUGUCCAUCUACACCGUGUUAGCCGGGCAACUCCUAAAAAGAUGCACUGCAAAUCGUGAGCUCCUCUAGAGGCUCUACACGCACAUGCAAUGGUACAUUAGCCGAGAGCACUACUGCGACUUUUAGUCUAAAAACGUUAUCAUUCUAAUGAGACUCUCAAUCAAGUUCUU
Molecule: messenger RNA, 2470 nt
Organism: Seminavis robusta
Lineage: Eukaryota; Bacillariophyta; Bacillariophyceae; Naviculales; Naviculaceae
Source: the annotation of a GenBank genome assembly